AUGUAUCUUUUAACCCUCCCACCUGAGCUCAAGCUCAUGAUCGUCGACCAACUCGAUCCCAUUUCAAGUUUCAAAUUUGCGAUAUCAUGCAAGUCUCAUUGGGCACUUUGCAAACCACUUAUGGAACGCGCACAUUCCUGUGCGAAAUACCAGACACUCAGUUUUGAUGUGUAUUCAGGCCCGGAAGGCCAGCUACUUUGGCACAUUGCCAAAGAGAUUCUCGAUGACCCUUAUCGAGGAGAAUUUGUGCAAGACAUCAGUCUCCCCUCUCAACGGCAUCAUUGGGACGAAAAUGCGGUAUCAUAUCCAAUGCAACCACAAACAAAUUUGCGAUUACCACCUAUACCUUACAAUGAGGCUUUCUCAGAGUCUGUGCAACAAAUCACACGAGUAAUACCGGAUCCACCAGGGGAGAUCAGCCUCCGGUUGUGCCUCGAGGAAGCAAUUGCUCAAGGUGAAAGCGAUUGCCCGUUGGUUUUUCUUGUGCAUAACGCUCCGAACUUGAACACGCUGCGGGUCACAGGCUUGGAAUAUGGAGGUCUAUUUUACUUCUAUAUUCGAAAUACAAUUAAGGCUUUCGCAGACCCUGUAUGGGCACCAAAGCUUUCAUUGCAACACCUGACAACGGUGGCCAUGGCACACCAUGACACAGAAGGACAUAUACCAGCAGAUUGGUGCCGAUAUAUCAUCUGUAUUCCGUCAUUGCGUGCAUUUGUUGCAUCGAUGAUAGGGGGUCGAUGUGAUAGGCUGGCGGGGGAUUCUGAGGCAUUCGACGAGGAUGAGCAGUAUCUUUGGAUGGACGACGAUCCAGCAUUCCAGGAAGAAGAUGACGAGAGCGCGGACGAGGAGCGUGAGCGGCCCCGGCCCUGCCUUCCCAUGUCUAAUGUCGAAGAGCUCAUGUUCUCCUCAUCUGCACUAGAUGUCAAAAGAGGCUUAGAGAGAAUUCUUUGCGGUGUCACAGCUCUGAGAAGGUUUUACUACGAUGAAGGCGGAGCAUUGGUCGAUGAUGAACCCUACACCCCCAAAAGGAUUAUCAAUGCGCUCGUCAAACAUACUGGACAUUCGUUGGAGAAUCUGGUCAUGGAAUACGCGAUGGUCGAAGAUUAUGUGGACAUGCAGUUCGAUUUCGAACGCGUUUCCCUACGUCGUUUCAAGAAACUGAGAACUCUAAGAUGCGACUGGAAGAUAGUUUAUCCCAACAAUUUGACAGCCGAGGAAAAGGCGACGUUUGACCUCAGGGAAAUUCUUCCUUCCUCACUUGAAGCACUACAUCUUCACGGCGAUUUUGACGAUGCCGAAUGGGAGGCCAUCAAGAAGAUCCUCGUAGGCACAAGAGAGAGUGUGCCGAAUUUGCACAAUAUCUACAUUCAAAGAGGUUCUAGGAGAUCAGACAACGUUGCGAAAUCUGAAGCAGGAGAGAAGGUUUCUUCGGAAUGGGUACACCGGCUGUUUACCUAUCUAAAAGGACAAGGCUGGUGA
Molecule: messenger RNA, 1479 nt
Organism: Dothidotthia symphoricarpi CBS 119687
Lineage: Eukaryota; Fungi; Ascomycota; Dothideomycetes; Pleosporales; Dothidotthiaceae
Exons: 2
Coding region: 1-1479 (492 amino acids)
Source: RefSeq, a predicted model, not a curated record